AUCUGCUAUCCCGCAAAAUCAAUCAUUCGUCAGAAAUGUGUGAGGAAAUAUUUCUUGUUUCAACUACUUGAGGAAAACACUCCGCUCAAGUGCACAAACAGGUCUGCUUAGUUGAAACCAGCGCAUUAUAGUAAUCUCAGGCUGUUGCCGGGGCUGCUUGGAGGUACCUAAUUACAUUCACCACAGCAACGCACAAUAAAGUGAUUGCAAGUUGCGCGUAACUUCCAGCUCUUCAUCCUCCACUGGCGUUGAUAAGGACAUUGUCUCUUCUUUUCUCAAUCGUCCAGGAUACUUCCAAGUCACUGCACAGGCUUGCGGCGGCGCGGCAACCAUCCAGCCACAUCAUCGACGAGAUUACUUCUAAUUCAAUCUAGCGGCAGCCUGGUACUAUCCUCACGAGGCGAACUCUAGACCAAUUGUCGUCAUGGCGUUAGUCACCAAGUCGACAAGACAGCCUUUGGCGACCUAUAAAGACUUGCCAGAUAUGUCGACUGGAGGCGAACUCGGACAUCUAGUCACUGUUGCCGUAGGUCAUGAACGCCGUACAUUCGGAGUUCAUCUGGGCAAACUGGGACCUCUGGCGAAACUAGUAGAAGAUGACGCCUCGGACGUCACGGUGUCAUGGGCCUCCAUAACGCUCCCCAAUGAGAUCCCGGAAACAUUCAAUGCGCUUGUCAAUUGGGUAUACGGUAGUCCACUCCCACGAGCUUCGAAGGCAAUUAAUUACUACGAUGAAAACGGCAAUCUCAUUACUAGUACCGAUGUCGCCCAAAAAAUGCCAUAUCUCGCUUGGUUUGAUGACUACAUACCUGAGGGCGAAGCAAAAGACUCCGCAGCGCGCGACUGGAAACUCAGUGAUGCACUCGCAACCCAGUGCAUGCUGUUAGAUCUUAUGAUGUUCGCGGAUCGCUACGAGUGGGAAGACCUUUACAACGCCGCCAUCGACGCCUUCCGUGCCGGUGAGAUCAAUAUGAUGCGGAAUCAGCCGAGCACACUGCACAUCGCGGUAGUGUACAGCCGGACAGGCGCAGACUCGCCGGUCCGCGAGUUUCUAUGUGACUACGCCUAUGCAUUAGCGAAGAAGAACAGAGAUAUCAUGUGGUAUUGGCGCAAGAACUGGUUUCAGACGGUCCCGGAGUUCCUGGCGGACAUGUUGAAGAGGGUCGAUGGGAAGGGUCCGUUCCAAUACCCAUUUGAGAAUUACCGAAUCCUAGACGACGACGACGGCGACAAAACCAUAGAUAUGAGAACACUCUAUGAAGAGGCUCCGUUGGACUUAGAUGAGACUACUUAUCAUGUCCAUGGAGGGUGUCUCUGGUUAGACUGCAGACGCUCAAGCCAGGGUCUUUGUGCAGCAGAAAUGGAUGAUGCAUGA
Molecule: messenger RNA, 1375 nt
Organism: Xylaria bambusicola
Lineage: Eukaryota; Fungi; Ascomycota; Sordariomycetes; Xylariales; Xylariaceae
Exons: 2
Coding region: 425-1375 (316 amino acids)
Source: RefSeq, a predicted model, not a curated record